Helobdella robusta is the source of this 2121-nucleotide messenger RNA. RefSeq lists its product as hypothetical. The record is from RefSeq and is a predicted model, not a curated record. Lineage: Eukaryota; Metazoa; Annelida; Clitellata; Rhynchobdellida; Glossiphoniidae. Gene Ontology annotation, molecular function: protein binding. The transcript is spliced from 8 exons. The coding region runs from base 1 to 2121 and encodes 706 amino acids.
AUGCCCGGUUGCUUCCUGAAAUUGAAUCACGAGCACUGUCGAUUGGUGGCUAGAAACGCUACUACAAUCGCUUCUGUUACUCAGCUUCCGGUUCUUACCAUUGUUACUUCUUUAUUGUUACUCAGGGCCGACAAACUGAAGGAAACUCGCCCUCUAGACCGAUGCCCGACCGGAUGUAGUUGCGAUGACGUCAGGCGUCACGUGACCUGCAGGAAGCAAGGAUGGGCGGAAGUGCCUCGGAAUUUGGGUCUAGGGUUUGAGUGGGUGGACCUGAGCUGGAACCAGUUGGCGCUCAUCACGCGGGAGAUGCUGGAGAGAGGGGGACUGAGCCAGGUGGUCAGGCUGAACCUCAGUGCCAAUGGCAUCGAAAUGUUUCUCGACUUGAGUCACAACAAUAUGACGUCAUUGAGUCUGAGGUCAUUCGAAGGGUGCGAACUUUUGUUGACCCUUGACCUUUCAUAUAAUUAUCUCAAAUCUGUUGAUGGCGUUCUUGAUGGAUUGAAGGAGUUAUCGAGAUUAAACUUGCAAAACAAUCGUCUGACGCAUCUGACGUCAUCGACCUUCAAAGAUCUUAAAUCGUUAAGAUACCUGGUAUUAGCUAACAACAAAAUACAUGACGUCGAUAAAAGGACAUUUAAAAAUUUGGAUAAGCUCAUUUUCUUGUCCCUACGGAACAACCCCCUAUCUUCCAACCUACCCCGUCUUCAGUUCGCCUCAUCCUCCCUAUCCAACAUUCACCUCUCCAACUGCCAUCUUUCCAAAAUGCCGAAAGGCUUGCCCAACUCGAUAAAAUAUUUGCAGCUGAGUAGGAACGAAGUGAAGAAAUUGGAUGGGUGGAGUUUUGAGGACUAUCCGUUUGUUAACGUCUUGGUACUGGAGAACAAUUACAUCAGGGAAAUCGGACCGACCACAUUCGACCACAUGGUCUACCUGCAGCGCCUGUGGCUAGAGUACAACGAUAUCCACAAAUUUCCACCCAGCCUUCCACCCAGCCUCCAGGUCCUCUCACUGGAAAAUAACUUCAUUGAGAAACUUAGUUUUGAUAGCGACGACGACGAUGGUGAUCAUGGUAAUGAUGGUAAAUUUGGUGGUGAUGAUAAUGAUGGCAGUGAUGAUGAUGAUGAUGAUGAUGAUGAUGAUGAUAAUGAUGGUGAUGAUGAUCAAAGAAAAGUUAAGAAGACUAGCAAAUAUGGCGGCAAAGUUAGUGGGGAUAAAAUGAGGAGCGUUUUUCCAAGCACUAGCGAAUCACGUGAUGAAGAUGAUGUUGACAUUAAUAAUAAUAAUAAUAAUUAUCAUAAUAAUUAUCAUAAUAAAAAUAUUAAUAAUUAUUAUUUGAAUCGUGAUAAUUAUAACCAAAAUUACAACAACAACAACAUCAUUGACGAUGACGGCGACGAUAAUAAUGAAAAUAAUAAAAAUAAACCGCAAAGCAAUGGAAAUUUAAAUUAUGAAUCGAAAUCUACGAUCGUCAACUUCCAAUCCAGAAACAAGUGGAGCCAAAAAUCACAACGUACUGCAAAGAUAUUUAACAUUAAAUCGUUAUUCCUCUCUAAAAACGUCAUCACGACAAUCAGUGUUGACUUCUUUAGAACGUUCUUCCAACUCCGCUAUUUAGACCUAUCCAGUAAUAAACUAACAAAACUGGAAAACUUAAUUUUCAAACAUCUAAACACCUUAAAAUUUUUAGAUUUAUCCGGAAACCCAUUAAUUGUGCUGGAUAGGGACUGUUUUUUGGGAUUAAAAAGUUUAGUGGGAUUGAACCUCGGAAGCAACUAUGAAGUCAGCGUCCUUGUUGACAAUGAAGCAAUGACCAAACUGCCAAAGUUGAAGUCUCUGGUCUUGGAUGGCAGUUUUGCUCUUAUUAAUACAAUGUUAAACUCGGAGAAUUUCAUGAAACAUCUGAAAACUCUGACGACACUGAGCGUCAUCGACAGCAAUCUCAUCCACGCGAAAGUUGACCUCCCCAAACUCUUGCCAAGUCUACGUGCGUUGAAAAUCAGUGGCCUCAACUGGCACUGCGGCCGCGAUUUGUUGUGGCUGUUAGUGGCGCUCAGGAGUGGAAUUGUGGGUCGCAAAUAUGCAGCCACCAACUUGUUAGUUUUGUUUUUCCUUUCUUCAUAA